Odontomachus brunneus is the source of this 4947-nucleotide messenger RNA. RefSeq lists its product as uncharacterized. The record is from RefSeq and is a predicted model, not a curated record. Gene Ontology annotation, molecular function: transcription coregulator activity. Gene Ontology annotation, biological process: regulation of DNA-templated transcription. Gene Ontology annotation, cellular component: nucleus. Lineage: Eukaryota; Metazoa; Arthropoda; Insecta; Hymenoptera; Formicidae. The coding region runs from base 1 to 4434 and encodes 1477 amino acids. The transcript has 15 exons.
AUGGAGAAAUCUACGAGCAAAGCUGUUCAAAAUAAAACCGACACAUUGGCAUCCAUCAUUUCACAUGACGAAUCGCCAAGAAAGUGCAAUUUGUCUUUUUCAAUUAAUUUUGACUUUGACGACGCUAAUAGCGAUAACUCUACAGACUCCGAGAAUGCUGACUUACAAAUAGACAUAUCUGAAGUGGACAAUAAUGAACCAUCUAGUAAACAUAAAAGAGAAACUGUUGAAGAAAUAUCAGUACUUAAUGAAAUGGAAGAAGAGAUUGAAAGACAACUUGAUGCAAAAGCUGCAAAAACCAAUUUGACUGCUACUAACGUUAAGAACAUAUUGAAACAUGUAAUCACCUAUGAACAUUUAAUGACAAUGGUACAAAAAUGGCUUCAAAACGAUGUUAACUUUGGUCCUAAAUUAACAAGAGCAAAAGCUAAGAAAUUAGCAGAUGCAAAGGUUAUACCAUGGCCUAUUACUAUAGCAAAUAAAACUUCUUCAGAAGUACAGGUUUUGAUUCAGGAAGAAUUACCUGAAGAUUCAUCUGAUGAAGAAUACAAUCCUGAACAUGAUAAACAGAGUGAUGAUGAUAGAGAAAUAGAAAGUACAACAAAUAGUGAUAUAGAAUCACAACCAUCAACACCAACUGAUAUUUUAGAUAUAGCUUCUCCUGAACAACAUGCAUCAUUGCAUGUACAAUAUGAUCCUGAAGGAAUUUUUAAAAUACCAGCUAUUCCACAUGUUUCAACACAAGAGGAAAGUAUUGGUCAAAGGACACGUUCUAAGUUAUCCUUAAGUGAAACUUCUUUAGAGCAAAUAGAGCAAGCAUUUAUACCCCCUGAUAUAACUGCUGAUAUGGAUGAUUGGGGUUUUGAGCCUGAUGAAGAUUGGGAUAAUUUUAAGAAAGAAUUUACACAACCAUUGGCACAAGAACUGGCCAUAGAAGAUGAUCCAGAAGCAGAUCCAGAAUAUAAUAUUUUAGAAGAUGAAACAGAUUUAUUGGACAAGGAAGAACUCAGGACAGAUAAAGCAGUAGAAGUUUCUCGUAAGGAGUCAUAUGAUUUAAUUGCAGAAUUGCUUGAAGAACUAAGCGAUACAUUUGCAACACAACAAGAAGUAUCAACAAAAAAGGAAAUGUUAGAUAAUACCACACCACCUAUUGAAAAUAAUACUAUGAAUUGCUCUACAAAUCUUUUACCAGUUCUUACGGAACCUGAAUUGCCAAAAUUAGUCAAUCCUGCGCAACGUCUUCUAUUGACUACACAAUUUCAACAACAUGUACAAUUAAUGGUACAGCAUUUUGUUAUGACAUAUAUGCAUCCAGAAUAUCAUUCACUGGCAAAAAUGUGUAAGCAGAACUUGUAUAGUUUAAGAUAUUUGAGUAAUGGACCCAAUUCUGCAUUUAAUGCAGAUAAUUUGGAAGAAGCUCUUAAGUUAGUAUCAACUUGGGAAAAUAAAUUUUCAAGCACUAAAUUUUACACAAACUUCAAGAAGAGUUUAAUAGAAAAAAAUGCUAGGACAAGAAUAUAUUGUACAAAUAAUUGGGUGUACAAGUCUCAACAAUUGCAUAAAAAAUUUUUCUCUGAGUUGGAAAAAUUAUUUGUUGAAAGCAAAGCUCUUAUGUAUCCACAACUUCUACCACACAUGCCUUUUAGAAGUAGAUUAAAACAAACAAAAAACAUUAUACCAUAUCUAAAAUCGGAAGAAAAUUUAAUUGCAUUUGGUAUUGAGCAGUUUCUGCCAUAUGUUGCAUCUAAGCCGAGUAAGUUUAAAAACAAGAAAAUGCAAUUAUUCGAUGCAGUUCAGCUUACUCAUCACUAUCUGUUACCAUGCAGAAAUGUACAAGGAAUAUUGUAUCAUAUAUCCAAACGUCGCAUUUCUCAUGAUGAAAAUCCAAUCAAACAUUAUUUCGAAAAAGGUUGUGCUCCCAGAAUAAUACACUGUGUAUCAAUUGUACAAAAGCCGAAAGCUCCGAAAGAUCAACCAAUAGAAUUUUUACCUUUAAGGUGGCGAAUAUAUCUAAAUAAGCAGAGAAAAUCUAAAAAUGAUUCAAUGAAUAGUAAGUAUGUGGUUGACUUAUGUAAAGAUUUAGGUCUAGGAAAACAAGGAAUUUAUAUGAAUGAGACAAUGAAAUCAUAUCCUAUUGUCUCUAAUAAUCAUCCCUUACGAAAUCCAAUUGUGAACAUGUUACCGAAGAUUUUACCUGCAACUUCAAAUCCAAAAGCUUUAAAUACUAAAAAAAAUGAUACUUUGGAUAAAAGGACAUCUACAUUUAACGACGAUAACAGUGACAAAGAAAUAUUUGAUAAUAAUGUACAAACUACUGGGGAACAGACAGAAACAAACAAAGCAUUUAAAAAUUUUUGCAACACCUUAAAGAUAAAUGCUGAAGAAAUAAAAUCAACACAAUCAGAUAAAUUACAAGAUAAAAAUAAUACUAUAUUAACAAGAAAUUCGAAAGUACCUGACAAUUCGCCACGAAUAUCACCAGGACUACGCAAAACUACACCUCGAUUAGCAAAAACAAGAAGUGCCCAAAAUAUGAAAUUAAUGGCACAAGUUUUGGGUUCAAAGAGUUCGUCCAGUUGUAGUAAUUUAAAGUCUAAAGAAAAAGACAAUGUAGACAAAACCGCCAGUGACAAUAGCACCGUGUCCAAAGUUGAUAACGAAGAAGAAAUAGCGGAAUUAAUGUUAGCCAGUACUACAAUAAUAAAAGAUUCCGUGAGUAGGAAGAAGGCUAAACAAACUAGAGAAUUAGAAAUUAUAAAAAGAUUAAUAAAAGCUGAAAACCCAUUGACCGAAGAAGAACGUGAAACUAAAUUUGCAGCGUCGUAUCUUCAGAAACUGCUCUUGAUAUUGGAAUCUAAUAAUCCAGAAACAUUUAGAGCUGUGAUAAAAUUAUAUUUAGAUUACAGUGACAAAUUGGAAAAUAUCAACCAAACAGUUAUCGACUCACCAUUUCUGGAAGAAUUGCACUCAUCACCAAAUAAGGAAACAUUACAAAACAGUGCAAUUCAGAAAGACAUAUUAACAGUGAAAUUAUAUGAAGAUAUUUGUAAAAAAUUGCAGGAUUACCCGGAAAUGUGUACAGAUUUUUUAUUGUUCUUAAAACCGCAUCAAGCUGCGAUGAUUGACAAAUCCGUGGAAUAUAUGAUGUUACAAAAAAUGAACGAUUUUGUUCGCGUCGCGCAAAUAUAUUUUACUAAACAACCGUCCCGAAUAGCAAAGAUGAUGCAGGCUAUUACACAGCUUUCGUCUGAUCCACAUACAACUUUAGAAAAAGUCCAUACUAUUAUGAGUUCAGUUUUCAAAGGUCAUCCACUCGUUAUGGAUUUAUUCUUGCAAAUCUUGCCUACUGCAAAACCUCCUGAAAGCUUAUUUGCACCCCAUAUGUUUGAAAACCUGACGUGUCCAUUAGCACCUUGUGAUAAAAAUGUAACUUCCACUGAAAACGCACCAGAGCUAUAUGAGAAUAUAGAAUUGCCUGUGGCAGCGUGUCAAGAAGAUCCAUACGGUGGAGAACAUUGUAAGUGCGAUUGCCAUAACACGGAUGAUCCGAGUCUUAAAAACAAUUUGGAACAUUGUGUUUCCUGCGGCACACGGUUUCUUAACGGGAGAAUUUAUCUUCAAACACCUGAGGGAUUACGACCCGCAAAAAUUACAUUCCCUGGAGAAGAUCAGGAAAAAUUGGAAAAUAUCGCGCGUGUGUCGUUAAAAACUGCCGAUAAAGUCAUCCCACCAGUUUCAUCUAAAAAGCGACGAAAAACACCAAAGAAUGAUUCUAGUCACGAUGAUGUUUGUCAGAAACAAUGCGCUGCGAAAUACUUACCAUUGAAGGAUAACGAGGAUAACGAAAAAACAGAAACGAAACCUAAGAAAGAUGCCAAAUUCACACUCAAAACUACAAAUCAAAGAAAAGUUUUGAAAAGAAUGGGCACUAUGGAUCACGUAAUCACGGAUAAGAAGAUGCGUAUGCUCCAGUGCAAAAAUAAGGGAGAAAAGAAGACUGAAGAAAGUGAUAUUUUAUUAGAACGCAAUGAGUUUGGUACCAUUGAACAGGAGAAAAUCAAUGAAUGUAUAGGAACAGAAGCCAAUACUUGUACACAAUUAUCCAUACAAAAUAAUUCGUCAAGUACUAAAGUAAUUACACAAGGUAUUCCAAGUACAAGUAAAAGUACUGAAUAUAGUUUAAGUAAUAAAGACACAGCUGUAGAAACAGUAAUUCUAACAACUUCAGUCAAAGAUGAUACACAGUCAAAGUCUGAUUCAACAAACAUUAAACCAUGGACACGUCAGGAAGAUAUGGUCCUGCUGCAAAGUAUCAAAAAAGAAUAUUCUGAAAACUCAUUUCUGUUGAUUAGUGAAAAAUUAGAAAAUCGUACUGUGGAACAGGUGAAAGAGAGAUGCCAAACUUUGCUUUCCUUGCUGCAAAAAAUGAUGUAAAUAUCUACUUGUAUAUAUUAUUAAAAUGUAAAUAAUGUUAUAUACAUACAUACAUACAUACAUACAUGUGUGUGUGUGUUAGUAUUAUCACGUAUAUGUAGGUAUUAUCAAUAUACUUGGUAAUUGAUCUGUUCUGUAAUUAAUGGUACAACUAUAAAGGGGAUGAUUAUAAACCGUGAAAUAAAAAAUAUAUAAAAUAUCUUAUUGAUGCAAGGUUUUGUUUUAAAUCUUGUAUCAAUAAAAAAAAUUAUAUAUAUAUAAAACUAAAUAUUUUCAUCUAAUACGUGAAUACUGAUCAUGAUUAUACCAUUAGUUACAGGAAGUUUUAUAUUUAAUGUGAUUUCUGACUAUAGUCUUAUCUCUAAUAGCAUAGAUAUCCAGAGGACAUCCAGAGUAUAUCUUGAGGAAAUCCUGAGGACAUUCUUCAUCCUCAGGACGUCCUUAGGACGUCCUCAGGAGAUUUUAUGUUGUCUCGGAUAUUAUCUAAAAAUAUAAUAAAUUUCAAUUGAUUUG